Molecule: messenger RNA, 2736 nt
Organism: Mesocestoides corti
Lineage: Eukaryota; Metazoa; Platyhelminthes; Cestoda; Cyclophyllidea; Mesocestoididae
Source: the annotation of a GenBank genome assembly
AUGCACAUAUUCUCUGCAGACCAUAGUUGCCUUUAGGACACAAAAUCACCCCUGCUAUUUACUGAGAUAAGCCAGCUUUCUUAUGGGGAAGUUCCACGGGGAGCAAUAGCAAUUACUUCCUCUGGCUCUCCACCAAACACCUUUUGGCGAGAGGUCGCCCGCUAUGUCCUCUACGAAGAGGUGUUUGACGAUGACCUGAAGCAAUUCAACACUCCGCAGUAUCCAUCCAUCUCAUAUCAAUACUUCGACAGACUUUGCAAUAUCUUCAACAAAGAUAGUGGCGAUUCGCUACAGAGUCCAAAUUUGUUUUUUUUUCUGUUAGACAUGAAACUACUGAAUAGUGCCGCUAAAACUAGUGAGAGUUUGAUGGCAGAGAUUGCGAAUUUCGCAGCCGAUGACGCGUGUCUGGCUCGUGCCAACGACGCCGAGGCCUUGCUGACCACUCUGCUGGCCUACCGGUGGCAUCCACAAGUCAACCCCCGCCAAGGCAUAUACAGACUUCCCCGUUUCUCCGUUACAGGGCCCGGACGACGCAUUUCACUUGUGUCCCGUGCUGAAGCGGUAUCUGAUCUUACCAAUAAAUAUCUCUCCGUUUGCCUGCCCAGACAUUCUGAGUCCUGUAACAUUAUGAUUGGCCGUUUAAAAUGUCUCACUAAGCCCCUGUUCCUACUGGUCCGAAUCUUAAAUGAACAAACAACCAACAUAACGGGCCUGGUUGAGGUGGAUGUUCCUCUGCGCUUCGUUCUUCUCCUCAUCACACCAAGUAGCAGUGAAGAAAAAGAUCUUCAUCAGAUUGGACGGUGUUUUGCCUCUAUGCUCAAUGAUCAGAAAUUUCUUGCUGAUCUUUAUCGAGUCCAGAAGCCAGCGGAUCUCUACCAAUCUGCAAUCAGUUUCCGUAAAAAUAUGAUUGUACUUUCAAGUGGUCUUCCAGAGGUUCUAAAUCACAGCGGAGGGAUCGACGUUCCCAUCGCUUAUUACAACGAAGUGUAUUUUGAAAGAUCUGACCUUGUGUUUGAGGACUAUGCUGCGGACAUGUCAAAUCGUCAGUUCCUUGACUCAGAUGUGGGUCAUAAGUCCGGCAAGAUGCACUUCUGCUCCAAACACAGCUUCCAGCGCCUCUGGCCUCCCUUCAACGAGCUUGUGAAGGGUGUUAAGGUCUUCGCCUCUCGCUUACCCAGUGACUAUACCGAUGCCUUCACGAAGGACAAUGUAGGAACGAUGUUGAGCAGUAUUCUUUUUAUCUACUUCGUUGUUUUUGGACCCGCAAUUACCUUUGGAACUUUAAUGAUAAACGAAGUUCACCCCAACUAUGCCAUAAGCUUAAAUAUUUUCGCCACUGGAAUCUUCACUGUGCUUUAUUCCCUUCUUGCCGGACAACCACUAGGAAGUAUCGGACCUUCUGGACCAGGAUUUAUAUUAGAAACAGUCAUCGCACUUGUAAGUUCUGAAGCACUCAUCACUUUUGCCGUACCCCAAGAUGUCUCAAUCCCAGUCAAUGUAAAUGACACAGAAGAGUUACAAAGCGCACUUCAAAGCAAUCAGACCGCUUCAAAGGCCGCCGCUAAUCUCUUUCUCGCAACUUGCAUGCUGAUUUUUUCGAUUCUUAUUAACAAACUUAAGAGGAGUCAUUUCUUCCGACGAAAGUUUCGCUACUGGAUUGGUGCUUUCAAUGUGCCUCUCGGAAUCGUCUUCGUUACCUUGGUAGAGUACACAUUUUUUUCCAGCUACAACGUGCAAAAACUUGAUAUUCCAGCAGCAUCAGAGAAUGACCCUAAUGAAUGGGUAAACGUGAUCGACAUCAGCAAAGUGAUUAAUUUCACUCAGCCUUCCCCUGCGGUUCUGCACGGUCUGGCACUCCUUCUUGGUUUCUUUUUUGCUCUCCUUGUUUUCACCGAAACAGCACUCAACAGUGUUACAGCUUUGAAGCCCAAGGCAAAGAAACCGAGUCCUUUCGUAAUGGAUCAUGUGCUCACCGUGGUCCUAUUUCCAUUGAUAUCAUGCACCCUCGGUUGGCCGUUCAUGUCCGGCGUUCCUGUUCGCACAAUCGCCAACACCAUGGCUCUUGUGAAGGUCGAUCCCCACCCUCCACCAGGCAAACCUGCAGAAAUUAUCAGUUUGGUGGAGCAACGCGUUAGUGUUUUGAUAGUUGGUGUGCUCGUGACUUUCUCCGUAUACCUCGGCGACAUCCUACGCCUAAUCCCUGUUGCGGCACUUUACGGCAUGUUUAUUUACCUUGGGCUAUGCGGACUACGUGGAUUGGAUAGUGUAAACGCCCUGCUUGCCUUGUUAACUCGCCGCAAGUACUGGGGCCGAUGGGAGUUUCUCACUAACCUCCCCAAGGCUCAGUUAGCGGUCAUCACGGCAAUCAAUUUCACCGAGCUUGCGAUUCUCAUCAUCUUCAUUGUGACGGCUGAAUUCGCGACGGCUGGGUAUACCGCCUUGGCGACUCCGCUGGUGCUAAUUGGCUCGGGUCUCAUUCGUGAGUUUUGCCUCCCCAGGUGGCAAUGGCUGGCACCAACUCUCGAAAAGGUCAACCUUGCGAGGUCGAAAUGGGGCUUGGCGAGCGAACCGGAACAGAAAAAGCAGCUCAGGCCUGACCUCGUGAAAUUGCCUGGAAACAUCACUCUGAGCAUUCACUUUAACGAACUAUCUGAUCGACAAAUAAUAAUAACAUUCAUUUGGAAUGUUAACCUGCAGUGGAUGCCAAGUCGCCACGUGAUGGGACGGGAGUACUGA